ACUGUCAACGCUUGCCUUCGUCUGCCUCCCUCGAACGAUGGAGCUCUUAGUACUCUUCUUCGCCCUCACCUCAUUCUUCGACAUCUCCUUCUCCCAACGCUACAAUGCCCUGUUCAACUUCGGCGACUCGCUAUCCGACACCGGCAAUGUCGUCAUCUCCAGCCUGCCCUACGGCAUGACCUAUUUCGGCCGCGCCACCGGCCGCGCCUCCGAUGGCCGCCUUGUCAUCGACUUCAUCGCUGAGGGGAUCGGACUGCCGCACCUGCCGCCGAACACCGCCAGGAACGUGAGCUUCCACCAGGGGGUAAACUUCGCCUUCAUCGCGGCGCCGGCGCUUCCGUUUGAGUUCUACCACGAGCGACGCCUCAGCAAGGGCCUCUGGGUGAACGCCUCCGUCCACCAACAGGUGGAUCGGUUCGAGAAGCUGCUUCCUUCCGUCUGCGGCACGCCGCAAGAUUGCAAGGAUUUCUUGAGCAAAUCUCUUGUAGUCUUCGGCGAGUUUGGCGGGAACGACUACAACACCGGGAUCUUCGGCGGCCUGCCGGUAUCGGAAGUGAGAAGCACCUUCGUGCCCCGAAUCACCCAGGCAAUUGCGGAGGGUGUUGAGAGAUUAAUCGGCCUCGGCGCGGUGGAUCUCAUCGUGCCGUCGGUGCUGCCGGUGGGCUGCUUCCCGCUGUACCUCACGCUUUACAGCUCCUCCAAUCCGGAAGAUUACGGCCCCAGGUCAGGGUGCGCGAGGAAGUUCAACGCCUUGUCCUGGUACCACAACGCGCUUCUCCUCCGGCAGCUCAACAGGUUCCGCCACAAGUACCCGGCCGUGUCGAUCCGCUACGCCGACUACUACGCCCAGGUCUUCGACUUCGCUUUGAAUCCUCUCAAAUAUGGAUUCAAAGAUGGAGCCUUGAGAACCUGUUGUGGGGCUGCGGGAAUGGGCAAGUACAACUUCAAUCUGCGCGCCAAGUGCGAUCAGAAUGGGUCGAGCGUGUGUCCAGACCCAACCACGCAUGUGAGUUGGGACGGGAUCCAUAUGACGGAAGCCGCGCACCGCAUCAUCGCCCAGGGUUGGCUGCAUGGCCCCUACGUUAAUCCACCCAUUUUGAGCUUCAUCAACCCUCAUUAAGACUGCCAUUUCGUCGAACAGAUUGGAGAAGAAACGUUCAUCGAUGCUGGAAGAGAGGCACCCCAUGCUUGAAAUUAUAGUCACAAUAGAUGUUUGUGGGAGAUGAUAUAGGAAAAAAGAUGUACUUGCAGCAUGAA
Messenger RNA from Musa acuminata subsp. malaccensis (wild Malaysian banana), 1257 nucleotides. RefSeq names its product GDSL esterase/lipase At1g28600. The record is from RefSeq and is a predicted model, not a curated record. Lineage: Eukaryota; Viridiplantae; Streptophyta; Magnoliopsida; Zingiberales; Musaceae. Gene Ontology annotation, molecular function: hydrolase activity, acting on ester bonds.